Molecule: messenger RNA, 2341 nt
Organism: Pseudophryne corroboree (corroboree frog)
Lineage: Eukaryota; Metazoa; Chordata; Amphibia; Anura; Myobatrachidae
Gene: PRELID3B
Product: PRELI domain containing 3B
Exons: 6
Coding region: 175-759 (194 amino acids)
Biological process (GO): phospholipid transport
Cellular component (GO): mitochondrial intermembrane space
Molecular function (GO): phosphatidic acid transfer activity
Source: RefSeq, a predicted model, not a curated record
GUCCUGCACUAACAAUGCCGGGUCAGGGGGCGGGGCUGCGUGCAGCGUCACUUAGACGCAGGUAGUGACGCCUAGGCUGCUGAUUGGUGUCUGCGUAACCCACCCCACUGCUUCGGAAGGAGCCGGCUGCCCUGUGACUGUGUCACUUGAUCGUUGCCAUCGGACGUCGGUACAAUGAAGAUCUAUACCUCGGAGCACGUGUUUGACCACCCAUGGGAAACUGUCACUACAGCCGCCAUGCAGAAGUACCCAAACCCUAUGAAUCCAAAUGUGGUCGGUGUGGAUGUACUGGACAGACAUGUAAACUCUAGCGGCCAGCUGCACAGUGACCGGCUCCUGAGCACAGAGUGGGGGAUGCCUUCUAUAGUAAAAUCACUUAUAGGAGCAUCCAGGACAAAUACUUACAUUCAGGAACAUUCGGUGGUAGAUCCUGUUACAAAAACAAUGGAACUCCGAUCCUCUAAUAUCACAUUUACCAAUAUGGUGUCUGUGGAUGAAAGGCUGGUCUACAAGCCACACCCUCAGGAUGCCAACAAAACUAUUCUAACGCAAGAAGCAAUUAUAACUGUAAAAGGUGUCAGUCUGAGCAGUUAUUUAGAAGGAAUGAUGGCAAACACCAUAUCCAGCAAUGCUAGCAAGGGCCGGGAUGCCAUGGAAUGGGUCAUUGGCAAAUUAAAUACAGAACUAGAGGAUCUGAAAGCAACGACAAGAGGAGGCAUUAGAACGACCAUGGCAGCUGCUACCUUCGUAGAGGAUUGAUUUUUAAUAUCCCAUCCUCAAUUUGGUGCCUGAACUGGAAAGGCUGCAACGUCUCUCCACGCACUUAAUCUAUUUAUUCUUAUUUAAGAAUGUAUCUAUUUUAAGUAGGUUUUUCAAAUUGAAGCUUGGAGAGAAGUGGCAGCAAUAUGGGAACAAGUAAUGAAUUGGACCAGGUUGUAAGGUGACCGUUCAUAACUGUACAAUGGCCUCUUCUAAAUAUACCCAUUUUCUAGUGCUAAUGCAGUAUUGGAGAGUUUCAAUGUUCCUGUAGCUGUAUUGCCACUGUUGGACCAAUAUCCAUAUUGAACCCACAAUGAUUUGCUGUCUCCUGUAUAUCAAACAUCUGCAGUCUUUCUUACCAAUGGUACAGUCCACUCAUUCUUAUAUGUAACUUUAAAUGAAGGGUGUGUAGACAUGGGUCUCUGUGUUGCAUAUACUUAUUGGUUAAGCUCCUAAUGUCCAUUCAGGUUCUAUGGGGACACCAGUGAUCUACACAAUCAAAGUACACCUGCCAACCCAAGAGUCUAUGAAGACCAUCAAUCGAGUAGAAAUAAGUGACAACCCUAAGGCACUUUUUAGAGCUAGUGACAUCAUGGUGUGUGUGUGAUCUCUUGAUUAGUGAGGUAGGCUGCUGGUAAAUUCUAAACUUAUAUGUAGUUCAUGACCAAACUUUUUUUUUUUUUUUUUUGUUCCAUUAUACAAUAUGGUUUUCUCAACCUAGAACUUAUGCAGGUUCUAUCAGUGCUUGUAGCACUUCUGUAAAGGGAAGUGUAAACCCAUCGCAGUGUUUGUGUCCUGUUUCCCAUACUGAAUGACGCAUCCUUCAGGUACCAGAAUUAAAUCCUGCUGUAAAAAUAAAUCUGCGCCAAUGUACAAGAUUUAUUUGGCUAGUAAAUUGUAUUUAAUUGGUGAACUAUGACUAAGGAAGUCCUGAAAUCUUGGCAUGUUGGAUAUAUUCAUAGGUUUGAAAACUUGUUGUUAAGUACUAGGCGCUUUAUCAAAAUGUUGGGAAACAUUAGGUAGUAUGUAAAAAGUGACCUUUUAUUUUUUUUCUGCAUAAUGCCACAUACUUGAAGGAUAUAUUUAGAAAUCCGAGCUGGGGUAAAAUGUCUCGUGCCGCUGUCCUGGCACUACAGCUUCAUUUAAAAGGCACAAAUUUCAAUGUAUUUUUUUGUAGUGUGUUAACCACACAUUUCAUCAGUUUUCAUUUAUUAGGACUACUAAUCAGCACGGUACUCAUUUAGAAAUGAUUAAAACAAUGGGGUUCUGUGGUUAUCACUUAAAUACAAUUCCCAUGUGUAUCAUGGGUACACCUCUGCCUAUUCUAUUGUGUUUAGAUCUGCACUAGCAUUCUGGAGGUCAUCUAGAUGUACAGUAUUGUUUAAAAAAACACCUGAAAAGAACAAUGUAACCUGAUUGCUUGUUUGAGACAUGUAACAAUGGCCUUACUUGUACAGACAAUAAGGUUUACAUGAAACGUUUUGUAAAACUAGCACUCCUAAUUUUAUUUUUAUAUUCACCUUGCUGUUCUUGUAAUGUAUGUCUUUUCGACAAGCAAAUACCAGUAAAACUGGAAAUGUAA